GGCCGGGCGGGGCGAGCGGAGGAGAUGGCGACUUUCUUCGGGGAGGUGGUGGUGGCGCCGUCCCGAGCCGGCGUGGACGACGAGGAGGAGGCCCGGGAUGAGACACCCGAAGACCGGGAGAUUCGCAGGGAGUUGGAGAAGAAAAGGGAGAUCGACGUCCUGUGGACCUGGAAGUCUGCCGAAAGCGCUGCCGACGAGCAGCUUGUGUGCUCCAAAUUGAUCGUAGCGAUAGGACAUAACGCCGCAGCUUUCCUGUCUUCUUUUAUUCUUGAUUCUGUAUGUUGGGAAGUAGUUGGAGUUGUGAAGUUGUGGAACGAGUGGUGUCGAACAACCAGUACAACAAACAUCCUCCUGACAGAUUCUUUCUGUUUGUUCUACAGAUUAAUAGCAGAUCCAACAGUUUUGUUGUGCCAGUGUAGUUGUUAUGUUGCUGAGGAUCAACAGUUCCAGUGGCUUGAAAAGGUUUUUGGCUGCAUGCGGAGGGAGGGCUUGCAAGUAACCAUUCUUUCAACGUGUCCUGUAGCUGAUUAUAAAACUCAGGAAUCCACUUUAACACUUCCAUCUCCGUUUCUGAAAGCCUUGAAGACAAAAGAAUUCAAAGAGCACGUCUGCUGCCCACUGCUGGAACAACCUAACAUUGUUCGAGAUCUUCCUGCUGCUGUUUUGAGUUACUGUCAAGUGUGGCACAUUCCUGCUGUGCUGUAUCAGUGUUACACUGAUGUCAUCAAACUGGACACAGUUACAGUUGAAGCCUUCAAGCCUCUGCUUUCUUCUAAAACCCUGAAAAGUUUAGUCAAGGAUGCAUCUGAAAGCACAAAGAUUUUGAAGAAACUACUGACAACCAAUGAAAUUCACAAUAAUAUCUAUAUCUAGAGAGAACAUUUUUGACACAGACUGCACAGUUUCUUCCACAGAGGACAUUUUGGAAUUGUAAUUGUUUCCUUAAAAGUGGAAUAAAUUCCCGUAGAUUUUUA
Molecule: messenger RNA, 974 nt
Organism: Calypte anna (Anna's hummingbird)
Lineage: Eukaryota; Metazoa; Chordata; Aves; Apodiformes; Trochilidae
Gene: PSMG1
Product: proteasome assembly chaperone 1
Exons: 7
Coding region: 25-873 (282 amino acids)
Biological process (GO): proteasome core complex assembly
Cellular component (GO): endoplasmic reticulum
Molecular function (GO): proteasome binding
Source: RefSeq, a predicted model, not a curated record